This is a messenger RNA of Plasmodium cynomolgi strain B, 2499 nucleotides long. RefSeq lists its product as hypothetical. The coding region runs from base 1 to 2499 and encodes 832 amino acids. The record is from RefSeq and is a predicted model, not a curated record. Lineage: Eukaryota; Apicomplexa; Aconoidasida; Haemosporida; Plasmodiidae. The transcript is spliced from 3 exons.
AUGGAGCGACAACACGAAGUAGACAUAAACAAAGUGAACAGCGAAACAGAGGAGGAAAAAGAUGCCCCAUCAAAUGGGGAGAAUAACGUUGAAGAUGGAGUUCCAGGGACAGGAGGCUACAUUAUACGUGAGAGAGACCUUGAAGAGGGUAUCACAAGUACACCUUGCAAAGGGAAUAAAGAGAGUGCGGAAAUCAAAUCCACCAGGAAGGAAACGAAAGGGGGAGGAGAAAACCAUAGACUCCAUAGUAGCAGUGCCAGUUGUGGCAGUGAUGCACAUGAACAGGUGCAGGUAAAAUGCAACCAAGGGGAUACACAGCUGGACGAAGCAGAGAUUCAUAUUGGACAAAAAAAGGAGAAGGAAUUACAAUGUGGAGGAGAAGAAUGCCACAAACAAGAAAAAGAAAAUAGGGACAUUUCGGAAGGCCAGCUAAAUGGCGCGGGACAAUGUGCAGAGGGCGCACUCCUCGAAAUGGAGACCAUGCAUAGCUUAAGGGAUAGCGAGAAAAAAGGGGAAGAGAGGAAAAAGAAAAAUAAGAAAAAAAAAGAGGGCUCCACGAAGAGGGAGUCCAAAAGGAGCAAAAGGGGGAAAGCUAAAGAGAAAGGGAAAGAGGCCGAGGAGGAGAAGGACAAAGAGGCCGAGGAGGAGAAGGACAAAGCGGCCGAGGAGGAGAAGGACAAAGCGGCCGAGGAGGAGAAGGACAAAACGAUCGAGGCGGAGACGGACAAAACGACCGAGGCGGAUAACGAAUCCGAGCAGGCGAAAGAAAAAUCCACUGAAAAAAACGAAGAACUACUUGUCGCAGCAACGGGCGAGAGGGUACCAUCAGAGGGAGAAGUUCAAGAAAGCGUGGAAUACGCAACUGACUCAAUCGCAAGGAUUAUUAGCAAGGAGGAGAGCGACUCGAACAGGGGGGAAACGCCGAGAGGAGGCUCCUUACACAAAAUGUGCCCUUCGAACGGUGUGAAGCAUCUAGAAACCUACGAAAGCAAAGUAUGUGUGGCGAAUUCCUUUCACGACAUAUCGAGUCCUACAUCUGAGAACGAGGAGAUCCAAGAGGGAAACUACAAGGGCGAAACUGGCAGCUACGGGGAAAAUAGGAAAAGCUUUGACUUACUGUCCUACAUCGAAAAUGGAAUUAAAAAUUAUGUACAUAUGCUAAAGGAAGAAAACGUGGAGAUAUACGAAAGAAAAUGCGUUAAGGAGAUGAUAUCCUUUCACAAAUUAAAAUUAAAAUAUUUAAAAAAAAAAAAAAAAUUAAGCAAAAUAUACACGUGGAGAACUCCGCAUCAGAUUGCAGACGAAGGCAGUGUCAGUAGUGAUACUACACAUAACAAAGGUACGAAUAAAAAAAGCGAAAAUGAAAAUGCCGACAUGGGAAAGAAAUCGAGUAAAAGUAAGAACCGCUGUUCUAAGCAGAAACGCUGGGGUAGAGAAAAUGACCAACUUGGCACCACCCCAUCGGUGCACGUGAAGAGGAAGGAGACGAAGAAGAUGAAGAGGCGAGGUGCGAAUAAAAGUUCCGACGAAUCGAGCCCCGGCAAAAUGGACACGAGUUCUUCGAAGGACAUGGGAGUGGAAAGUCAGUUGGAGGAAUUGGGCUGCGCGGAGAGUUCGAGGCGAGAGUGGGUUCCCCCAAGCAACGGGGCGGAGGUGAAAAGGGAGUGCCAAAACGCCACGCUGCAGAGUAAAAGCCUCUCCACGCUGCAGAGUAAAAGCCUCUCCACGCUGCAGAGUAAAAGCCUCUCCACGCUGCAGAGUAAAAGCCUCUCCACGCUGCAGAAUAAAUGCCUCGCCACGCUGCAGAAUAAAUGCCUCGCCAGCCCGAAUGAAGACCUCGAGAGGGGAGAAAUCCCAAGCAGCAAAAACGUUUUCGAAGCGUUGUUCCACUUUUACGCAAAGGAUAAAGGAAACACUAAACGGAAUAUAGAACCGGAAGGAAAAACGAGCGAGGUGAAUUGUUACACGAAAGGUAUGGACCUUGAGCUAUUUUUAAAUUUCGCCAAACAUUAUAAAAUUAUAAAAAGUUUAUUAACAAAAAGUGAGUUGGAAAAAAUAUUUUUAAAUGAAAGCAAAGGAAAUGAAUACAUCCAAGGAAGACAGUUCCAGAAGGUACUAAUGGUAUGUGCACAAAUAGCAUUUACCAAACCACCACAUAGGGUCAAUUUCACAGACACCAAAAAAAUAUUCCAGUGUUUGGUUACAUGGCUUUGUAACAACGCACCUGAGCAACAAAAAAAAAUUAUUUUAAAAAGUUGCCAGCUAGCCGAUGCUUCCAUGUUGACGGAAAAUGGAAAAACAGCCGAAUCGAAAAAGGCUGACGUGAAAAGCUCAUCGUUGCGAAAUAAACAAUACUCCAUUUCUGUGAAGGAUAAAAGUAAGAAGACACCCAUAAAUAACAUUGUACUAACCAAUUCGCAAAAAUUUGAAACGCCAUCGAAGAAGUUGGAGAAGGCGAAAAUUUUCCGCUACAACACGAGUAUCAAUUUGCGCAAGUAG